Molecule: messenger RNA, 2271 nt
Organism: Plasmodium malariae
Lineage: Eukaryota; Apicomplexa; Aconoidasida; Haemosporida; Plasmodiidae
Gene: ACS11
Product: acyl-CoA synthetase, putative
Exons: 1
Coding region: 1-2271 (756 amino acids)
Cellular component (GO): endoplasmic reticulum; membrane
Molecular function (GO): long-chain fatty acid-CoA ligase activity
Source: RefSeq, a predicted model, not a curated record
AUGGAUGUGGUAAGCUUCAAAAGGUAUCUAUACAAAUUUUUAGAAAAUACAAAUGAGUAUACCCUCGAUUUUGGAGAAAGCAAUAAUUUCAAAUAUUUUGAAGAAAUAAAAGGAACUGGGAAAAAAAAUUCUAGUAAUAUUUAUAGACCAUUUAAUUAUGAAAUAUGUGAAACGUUAGAAAAAACGAAAGGACUUUUUCAGAUAGAAAUGAAAUCCAAAUUUGAAGCAUUUUGUUUUUUUUGUAAAUAUUAUUAUAACAAUGAUUAUUUAGGAGAAAGAAAAAAAGAAAUAAGAGGUAAUGAAACAAUAUUAGGUGAAUAUGCAUUUAAAACAUAUGGACAGGUAAAAAAUGAAAUAGAGGUUUUUGCUUCAGCUCUUUACCAAUUUGAAAAUAUUGAACCCAAUACAUUCACAGAUAAUGGAAAAUAUAGUAUGUUAAAAAUUUUAGGUAUUUGGUCCAAAAAUAGAAUAGAAUGGUUUACAACUGAUAUGGCUUGUUCAGCUAUUGAUUUUGUUACAGUUCCAAUUUAUGAUACUAUGGGGAUAAAUUCAGUUAAAUAUAUAUUGGAGAGAACACAAAUGAAAAUAUGUUGUAUUGAAGCAGAAAAAUUAGAAUGUCUAAUAAAAUUAAAGGAGGAGUUAACAGAUUUAUAUAUUUUAAUUAUUUUUGAUGAAUGGAGUUUAAAAGAGGAUAUAAAACAGAGAGCCAAUAAAGUAGGGUAUAAGGUGUAUUUUUAUAAAGAUUUAAUAGAUAAGUAUAAAAAUAAAAAUAUAAUACCUCAGUAUGAUCCUUAUGAUGAUGCCUUUCAUAGUACAGAGAAAGUUGGCAAUGAUGCAGGGAAGCAUAAUGAAAAGAGAAAUAAAAAUGAAGAAGUUCAAACAAAAAUGAGCAAUAACAACAAAGAUGAUGAGAAAAAUAAUAUCAUGUUAAGGCAAAAAUUAAAAAAAAUGAAAAGGAGUAUAACAGAUGUUUGUUCCAUAAUUUUUACAUCUGGAUCUACUGGUACACCUAAAGGUGCUAUGCUAUCCCACAAUAAUUUUAUUUCAUUUAUGCAAAGUUAUUUACUUGAUGGAAAUAGAUUAGGUUUAAUAAAACAUGAUGUCGUUCUUAGUUAUUUACCUCUAGCACAUGUAUAUGAACGAUUUAUAGAAUUUGCUGUAGGAAUUUUUGGAACAAAAAUUGGGUAUUUUUCAGGAAAUAUUAAAGAAUUAGUUAGUGAUAUAAAUGAGUUAAAGCCAACUUUUUUAAUUACAGUCCCUAGAAUAUUACAAAAAAUUCAUGACAGUGUUAUGGAGGGCUUAAGAAAUAAAUCUUUCAUUUCUCGAGCUUUAGUAAAAACAGCUUUAAAAAAUAAAAAAAAUAAUUAUUUAAAAAAUUCACAAAAAUUUCAUCAUCCUUUAUACGAUUUGAUAUUACAACCAGUGAGGAAUAAAUUUGGAGGACGUAUACGAACACAAGUUAUGGGUUCUUCGUCCAUGGAUAAAGAUAAACUAAUAGAUUUACAGAUGAUUUUUUCAUCUCCUAUAGCAGAAGGAUGGGGUAUGACAGAAGUAGGGAUAGGUUUUUUACAACAUCGUUAUGAUAGCACUAAAGGAACAAUAGGAGGAAUGUUUGCUAAUGUGAUUAUGAAAGUUAUAAAGGUACCUAACAUGAAAUAUGAUCCAAAGACGUACCCAAAUAAAGGUGAACUAUGUGUUAAGGGAUCAAGUAUUAUGAUAGGGUACUUUAGAGAUGAAGAAUUAACCAAAAAGUCAUUUGAUGAAGAUGGAUUUUUUUUAACAGGAGAUAUUGUAGAAAUUAAUGAAAAUAAUGAAUAUGUAAGAAUAAUUGAUAGAGCAAAAAAUAUAUUUAAAUUAGCUCAAGGUGAAUAUAUUGAACCAGAAAAAUUAGAAAAUAUAUAUUCAAAUAGUAUUUAUAUAGAAAAUAUUUUUGUUCAUGGUUAUAGUUAUGAAAAUGAGUUAGUUUGUAUUAUAGUACCAAAUGAAAACUUUGUUUGUGAUUAUGCUAAGAAGCAUAAUUUAAUGAAUUUAUCCUAUGAAGAAUUGCUAAAAUGUGAUACUAUUAAAAAACUUAUACAUGAUGAAAUUAUAAAUAUUUCAAAAACCUAUAGUCUAAAUGGUAUUGAAAAAGUUAAUCUAUUCCACUUAACCCCAAUCCCUUUUUCAGUAGAAAAUAAGCAACUUACCCCAACUCAUAAAAUUAUUAGAAGUGUUAUCCUGGAGUAUUAUCAAGAAAUUAUUGACAAUUUGUACAAAAGUAGGAACAAGUGA